Molecule: messenger RNA, 3924 nt
Organism: Biomphalaria glabrata
Lineage: Eukaryota; Metazoa; Mollusca; Gastropoda; Planorbidae
Product: spermatogenesis-associated protein 1-like
Exons: 13
Coding region: 326-2659 (777 amino acids)
Source: RefSeq, a predicted model, not a curated record
ACCACGUUAAAAACGAAAGUAACUCUCACUAGAUUCCUUACAGCGAGAUAGAAACUUAAAGAAUCACAAGAGUGUUCCGUCAUUAUGUCUCACAAUUUAUCGACAUUUAAAGUGCAUUGUUUUUCUCUGUCUUUUUAAAAAAAAUAUUUUCUAAAGGAUCACGCUCGAUUUAUUCCUCUCAACUAAAAAGGAAGUACGAGUUUCGCAUUUUUUCCGGAUCGUCAGUUUAACAGUUUCGCAUUUUACAUUGCAUUUCGUUUGAACGAAGCAUUAUUAUUUCGUUUGGAUAGCCCUUGAUUGGUUCUGCUGUUGACUAGAUUGAUUCAUGGAUACUUCUAGAAGUAAAGUCACAUCGAGUGUGGUCAAGCUUAAUGAACAUGCAGACAAGGAGAAGCUUGCCAGAGCAGACUCUAACUUGACUAAGCUGUGUGAUCUGCAUGUUUACAAAGUACCAUCCGAAUUAUGGCGGGAAAAUUUCAACAACAUUCUCAACAAUGUCGUCACAGAGACUGUAUCUGUUGGCAUCAUCAGAGUGCCAUUAGAGCUUCGUCUUGCAGAAAUCAGGGAAGAGAUGGUCAGUCAAUUGCAAUUGGAUGAUCUACUACCCAGAGAUUAUGUCUUUCUUAGAAGUGUUGGCAGAAGUCUUACAAGGCUUCUGGCAAAACAAGAAUAUCAGCUGAAGGCUAAACACUUUGUACCUCCAGUGGCUUAUGCUCCUGAACUCUAUAUUCUGGAGACCACACCAGAAAUGAGAGAUGCAAUGGCUAGUGAUAGGUCAUCACAGUCUCCUCCUACUUCAAGGCGGACAUCCCCAUCCCACAGAAACUACAAUGGAACAUAUAGAAUCAAUUAUCCAGGUGAUUCUGAUAAUGAACGUAGCAAUAAGCCUAAAUAUCAACCUUCUUCCCCUGUCCAAAAAUAUCAUCCCCUCCCUAAAAUAGGCCCAGAAAAAAACAGACACCAUGACCCUAUGUCUCCAGAACCCAAAAACUAUAGCACAGAUGACUCCCCUUUUAGCAGACACAAUGGGCAUCACAACCCUUACCAACUUCAUAAUGGGAAACCAGCCUCACAGCCCAAAGUAUACCAUGAGCAGCCUUCAUCAGACUGGGAUGACCAGCCGGUUAAAAAAAUGGUCAUAGAUUCAGAAAAAUCUGGCCAAACAGGGCAUCCUUCUGAGACAAAAAGGGGCUCUGAUGAGCAAGAUGAUAAUGAUUCUAUUGUUACAGAUGAUGAUGACUACAAGAAACGAAGUCGAGAGGAUCAUGACUAUAAACUCAGGAAAACACAAGAUCUCCAGAGAAAGCUGGAUGAUGAUAAAUACUUAUUUGAUGAUGAAACAGAAGAAGAGAGGAGAAGAAGGCUAGAAGACUUGGAAUUGGGAUUUGACAGUGAUAGACAAAGAUGGCAGGCAGAUAAGGACAGUAGAAAAAGGCAAGCAUUAGCAGACAAACGGCGGGAAGAGGAUGAAAGGCAUCACAGAGAGUUGGAGAACAGAAGAAGAGAAGAAUUUGAGAGACAGCAGUUGGAAGAGAGUGAAAGAAAAAGACUAGAGGAAGAGAGAAGAGAGAGAGAAGAGCAAGAGAGAAGACGAAUGGAAGAACAAGCAGAAGAGGAAACUAGAUGGAUGGAGGAGGAAGAGCAGAGGAGACGAGAAGAAGCUGACAGACGUAGAAAAGAGGAAGAAAAACGAAGGAAAGAAGAGGAGAGAGAGAAAGAAGAAGAGAAGCUUAGAAAAGAAGCAGAGAAGAGGAAAGAUGAAGAAAAGAAGAAAGCAGAGGAAAGAAAAAGAGAAGAAGAAAGAAGAAAAGAAGAGGAAAAAAAGAAAGAAGAAGAAAGGAGGAGGGAGGAAGAAAGAAUAAAAGAAUCAAAAAGAGUGGAAGAAGAAAGAAGGAUAGAGGAAGAAAGAAGGGAAUUGAAAAGGAGGCAAGACCAAGAAGAGUGGGACAAAAAGUUGAGAGAAGAGCAUGCCAUGCGAGAAAAAGAAAAUCAAAGAUCAAAAGAGACAUCACCUCCACCUGUUAGAGACUCAGAAUCAGCCAAACAACGAAGAAGAAAUGAAAAAAAUCAAUUGUUGAAAGACAUUGAAGAUGCACGUCAGGCCAGGCAGGACCAGGAGAAAGAGAGAGAGGAUUUGGUGAAAAGAGCAAAACAGAUGCAGCAUAAAACAACGAACAGAAGGAAUGAAGCUCGGGACAUGUGGAAAAAGAAAUACUUUGAAGAAAAGAAGAAAACAGCACCUCUUGAAGAGAAUAGUAAUCGGCUGCAGCAAGAACUGGAGGCGUUGCACAAAAAAUUAAUGAAUACUUUAGAGGGCCCAAAAGAGAAAAAUGCAAAAUUUAUUGAUGCACAGCCAUCACCAAAGAGUAAUUAUAUCAUCCAGUGUACUAAGAUUCAACACGAAAUAGAAGACUUACAGCGCAGGGUGGAGAAUGCUAGGAUGAAACUUACUGCUGAGAUGAAGCUACGAAACCAGGCACAAGGGGAGUUGCGGGCCCUGAGAGCAGAGCUGAAUCAGAGGAAACUAAGCAUGGAAAAAACUCGACAGCAACAACUAGCGGCCCUGAAUCCAUCUUUACUUGACAUCAAUAGCAGUCAUCCUAGGUACAUAUCAGAUCCAAAGUCUGACUAUUCAAAAACUUCCCUAGAAGGUUUCUAAUUUGUGAUAUUUUUCUUUUCUUACUCAGCCCUAACUAAUUACACUGAAAACACAAAUAGAAUAUAUCUUCAUCACCAACAUUUUUGUCAAUGAAAUCAAAAUGUUCUAGUUUUAAAUGAUAGCAUCUGUUUAAUGAAAGGCUUAGAAAUAAUGUUUUCUGCACAAAUAUUUUACCUAUGAAAAGCUUAGUUUUUGUCCAUCAUUCAAAAUGUUAAAAUUGUGCUUAUGAAAAUAUAUGAUUAAUAGAUACAAAAUACUAAUAUAAUAUCAUGUGAAAAAGUAAAUUGUAGAAAGUAUCACAUACAGGUUUGUAUCUAAAUGCAUUUCAAUCUCAGUCUUGAUGUUAGUUAUAAUGUACUUGUAAAUUCUUAUCAAUUUUGUUUUUACUUUAUUCAGUGUCUUCAAAGUGCCAUAUAAUAUAAAAAUAUAAAUUUAAGGUUAACAAUUUUUUGGAAAAAAAUAGAAUCCACUAAUGUUGUGUAUUAUAUAAGUUGAAAAGAUUAUUUUUAACAUUGAGCUUACUGGAGUUUUAAAAUUAAUGUGGCUAAGUCUCAAAAAUAUUCUUUCCUUAACUAUUGAAAAUGUUCUUGUUAACCAAAAAUUAAAAUUAAAAUUCUUUUAUCAGAAGUGAAGCACAUCAUUUUAAAAAGUUUUUUUUUCAUAAGAAUGCAGCUGUUAAGUACAAUUUGAUAUAUUGACCAAAGAGAUACAACUUUAUAUAAGUCUGUUUUCAUAUCUAAAAUUUGUUUUUCAACUUGUUAUUUUCUCAAUUAAUUAAAAUUUUUAAUUGCCCAGAAAAUUUUAAGAAAAAUAAUAUGUUAUUGCGAUACAAAGUCUUACGUUGGCCUGUUAUAAACUUCUAAGUAAUCUGAGAUUCUGAAACACAUUUUUCUACUACUGGUAGAUCUUAUUUUUUGUUUUCUGUCAUACUUGUGGUCCAUUGGGUUUCAUUCUAGGAAGUAUAGAGACAAAAACUCUUUGACUUAGUGUCUCUUUUUUUUUUUUUUUACUCCUAUGAAAUAAUUGAAAAUGAAUGUGCUGACUCUCAACUGACUUUCUACCCAAUGGAUAUAUUUAUUAUCAUGUAUAAACAUUGUUUAUAUUUUAUUUUUAUUAUUUAAGCAAACAUCUUAAGAGCCAAAUUUAUAUUGGUUACCUAUUAUUAUUAUUAUCUCUUGAAUUUGAUUUUUUAUUUGCAAAAAUAUGUUACAGGUCAAAUUGUACAAUAAAAAGAUGUUGAAACAAUACAUGAUUUAAUUCCAUUU